UACAGAAAGGGAAAGAUACAAUGGCUGCAGAUCAUAUUCUUGUUCAAAGAGUUUUGCUCAUUUUAUUUGUUUUAUCAGGUGUAAAAUUGUCGGAGUCAGCAAGAAUUUUCACCAUAAUAAACCAUUGCAAAGAGACAGUUUGGCCAGGUGUCUUCCCAGGUGACAACUUCAACGGUGGUGGCUUCACUCUAAAAUCAGGCCAAUCCCUUAUUUUCACUGCACCCGUUGGUUUUCAAGGUAGAAUUUGGGGAAGAACUGGCUGUAAUUUUGACAAAAACGGCAACGGCUCAUGUCAAACCGGUGAUUGCGGUCCAUCCCUCAAAUGUUCAGGCACAGGAAAAACCCCUGCUUCACUUGCCGAAUUUACCCUCGCAUCUCUCGAUUUUUACGAUGUUAGCCUUGUUGAUGGCUUUAACGUACCCAUCAGUGUUACUCCUAUUAAUGGUAAAGGAAAUUGCUCAAUUGCUGGUUGUGAUGGAGAUUUAAGACAGGAUUGCCCCAAAGAACUUGCAGUUAAGGCCAAUGGGAAAGUUGUUGCCUGCAGAAGUGCUUGUGAUGUGUUUGACACUGAUGAGUAUUGUUGUAGGGGUAAUUAUGGAAAUCCAACCACUUGUCAACCUACGUAUUAUUCCAAGAAAUUCAAACAAGUUUGUCCUACUGCUUAUAGUUAUGCCUAUGAUGAUCCAACUAGCAUUUAUACAUGCUCGGGGACCGAUUAUGUUAUUGCUUUUUGCUCAUCAAGGAAGCGACCAGUAUGCACAUACCAUGAUCACAAGCUCGUUUGCGGUGGAUCAAACGGUUUAAGAUCGUUGCUAAGCAAUUUGUGGAUGAUAAUUCUUGGAUUAACCCUCAUAGCCAAUUUGAAUAUCAUAUUUUAAGAUGUGAAAAAAGAAAGAAUUCUUUUGUGUUUUUUUAUUUUUUAAAAUUCGGGGAAAUACUUCUUUAUUUUUUUCAUCGAAAACUAUUGUUGCA
Messenger RNA from Nicotiana tabacum (common tobacco), 972 nucleotides. Its product is annotated as pathogenesis-related thaumatin-like protein 3.5. The record is from RefSeq and is a predicted model, not a curated record. Lineage: Eukaryota; Viridiplantae; Streptophyta; Magnoliopsida; Solanales; Solanaceae.